AUGUUUCUUAGCAGUGUAGGAUUUUCUAUUGUGUUAAUGUCAAUAUGGCCAUAUCUCCAAAAGAUUGAUCAGACUGCCGAUGCAAGUUUUUUGGGCUGGGUUAUUGCUUCUUUUAGCCUUGGCCAAAUGGUAGCUUCACCUAUAUUUGGUUUGUGGUCUAACUAUCGACCAAGAAAAGAGCCUCUUACUGUUUCCAUUUUCAUUUCGGUGGCAGCCAACUGCCUCUAUGCAUAUGUCCAGGUUCCAGCUUCUCAUAAUAAAUACUACAUGUUGGUUGCUCGUGGAUUGGUGGGAUUUGGAGCAGGAAAUGUAGCUGUUAUUAGAUCAUAUAUUGCUGGUGCUACCUCUCUUCAGGAAAGAACAAGUUCCAUGGCAAACACAAGUGCAUGUCAAGCAUUAGGUUUUAUUCUAGGUCCAAACAUCGUGUGGAUGACUCAGGACGACAGUGUAAAAAUAUUAAUUUUGAAGAAGCAAGUACAGAUGAAGUUCAGGUCCCCCAAGGAAAUAUUGAUCAAGUUGCUGUUGUGGCCACCAAUGUUCUGUUUUUUGUGA
Messenger RNA from Globicephala melas (long-finned pilot whale), 552 nucleotides. The record is from RefSeq and is a predicted model, not a curated record. Lineage: Eukaryota; Metazoa; Chordata; Mammalia; Artiodactyla; Delphinidae.